AUGUCCUCUGAUAUCAAUGUAACAGUAGCAUCUUUCAUAGACAGAUUGAAAAGAAGGCAGAUCAGUGGCUCUUACAAUAUUGCCAUGGAAACAUUACAAAUCCUUAAGCGAUUUGUAUCAGCAGCACGUUGGUCACACGUCAAUGAUUUGAUCGACCAACUUCGAGAGCUAGGGAACCGUCUCGAGCGAGCACAACCUACCGAGUUUAUUUGUGGCAACAUAAUUAGAAGAGUGCUAGCCAUAAUCCGGGAUGAAGUGGAAGAAGAACUUGCAUCAACCAUGGCGCAGACAACAACAGAGCCAAUGAUUUCAUCGAUGUUCAACUUGCUACAAAAGCCUGCAGUUCCAUUACAAAAGUCUUUGGACCAACCCAAGACAGACAUACGCCAAGUGAUUAUUCAAGGUAUUAAAGACCUGAUAGAUGAGAUAGCCAAUAUAGACGACGGCAUCCAGCAAAUAGCUAUCGACUUGAUUCAUGACAGAGAAAUUCUGCUCACACCUACUCCAGACUCUAAGACUGUACUCAAAUUCUUGAUUAAGGCUAGAGAGCGCAAUAAUAGAAACUUCACUGUCCUGGUCACAGAAGGCUUCCCAAAUAACACAUCCGUGGCCCAUGAGUUCGCCAAAAAGCUCUCGGAACAUGGAAUUGAGACUACAAUUAUCCCGGACACUGCUGUUUUUGCGUUGAUGGGGCGUGUAGGUAAAGUUAUUCUGGGAGCUAAGACGGUCUUUACAAAUGGUGGCACAAUUUCAUCCACCGCAGGCGUUUCUUCUGUGUGUGAGAGCGCGCGUGAAUUCAAGACACCAGUCUUUGCAGUAGCUGGUCUAUACAAACUCUCGCCCCUUUAUCCCUUUGACAUCGAGAGAUUUGUCGAAGUGGGUGGAUCUCAUCGUGUUUUACCAACUAUGGAAAAUGACAGAGUUGGAAGUUACAACAGACUGGAUACAGUAAACCCAGUUGCCGAUUACGUCCCACCCGAGAAUAUCGAUAUUUAUAUUACCAAUAUUGGUGGUUUUGCUCCAAGCUUUAUUUACCGGGUGGUGUGGGACAACUACAAACAAGAAGAUGUUAACCUGGAGGGGGUUCAACAAUGA
Messenger RNA from Lachancea fermentati, 1095 nucleotides. NCBI's taxonomy places the organism in Eukaryota, Fungi, Ascomycota, Saccharomycetes, Saccharomycetales, Saccharomycetaceae. The record is from the annotation of a GenBank genome assembly.